This is a messenger RNA of Fonsecaea multimorphosa CBS 102226, 645 nucleotides long. RefSeq lists its product as uncharacterized. Bases 1 to 645 code for a protein of 214 amino acids. The transcript has a single exon. The record is from RefSeq and is a predicted model, not a curated record. NCBI's taxonomy places the organism in Eukaryota, Fungi, Ascomycota, Eurotiomycetes, Chaetothyriales, Herpotrichiellaceae.
AUGUCUAUCACAAAGCUUCCGCUCCAGCACCUUACCGCCCGACUUGUCAUCUCCCCAGCACCGACUACUCUGGGCGAAUCAACUGCUGUCCUAAAGAAGCUCCAGUCCCUCGGCCCAGUCCUCUCCUUCAAGACGCGUCAGGCCUCUGUUCCUCGCAAUACUGAGCAGCUAGACGUGGACAUCGUUUUCUCGUCCCGUGCCACCCUCGAGAAAGCCCAACAGGCAAGCCCCUUCACCGUCAAAGUGAACUACCAGCUUCCCGAUCCGAAGCUUCAAGAUCCCUACAAUGUUCGCAAUCUCCAGUCGAGACGACAGCCCCAGCCCAAGAGCAUGACCUGUCGCGUCCAAUCCCACGAUGGGUGCCAGCUUCCCGGCCAGAAUAUCCUGUCUAAUGGCUUCUCGCCGAGCCUCAAUACCAGGUUACAUCAAAGUCUGACUGAUUUGAAUCCACCACCUGGUAUUGCGGCUGGGCUGGGUGUCUUUGACGCUGACAGCAUGUACCUUCGUUCAACCGCUCAGCUUGUGGAUAAGCCUCCAGAGCUGAUGCAAAUGUAUCGGUCCCAAAUUUCGGAUCAAACCAAAAAUCAUUCGGCAUCGUCGGCGAGCUCUGUCGUACAUGGUGAUUUACCAGGAACCCGACGGUAA